AUGGAAACGAUCAAAAGCUUGCUGUUGCGGCAAACGUCACCCGGCUCGACGGCCAACUACGAUGAGGGGGGAUCGCUUUGUGGUGACCGCUUCGAGGUGGACGUCGAGAGCUUCUUCGAGGACACGACCCGUCUCGAGCCGUCGACCGUCACGGCGACGACGACGACGACGACGGAGCUGGGCGGUCGGAGGAUGCAGGAUGAUUUCAUUCACCCGAAACUAUCGAAGCUGAAGCAACCGCCGGUGAUUGUCGGUGUGGCGGUGAAGCGCAGCCUCCGGAAGCCGUCACCUCCGGAAGCGGCCCUGGCCGGGGCGCUGGUGGGUGGGACGUUCGAGCAGUGGCAUAAGGACAUAUUCGGAACCCCGGUGCUGCUGCGGGGCGAUGAUCUGAUCGGGACGGGUGUCGCGACUGAAAACGGUUACCGCGAAAGUAGUAAGGUGGCCGAUGCGUCUUCCCGUGGCGACGACGACGGCGGCCCACUUACACCGGAAGCCAGGAGCGCUAGUGAUAACGAUUUGAUCGAUUUCAGCAGCGACGUGGAGGACGCCGAAGCGCGGGCCGAGUUGUGGCAGGCACCAGCAUCGUCGCCUCGGCGGAAGAAGGUUACAUUUCAGCUGGACGAUGACGACGAUGAUGAUGAUGAUGCAGAAGAGGAAGACGGUGGCGACGACGACGACGAGGAGCUGGAGGUGGUGCGUGCAAUGCGAGAAGACAUCGAUACGUCGCGCAGGGUGCCCCGUAAUGAAAUAUCAACAACCGAGGCUGGGCAAACAGAUGACAUUGUUCGGAGCUGGAGUCCCCAGCGGUUGGUGGAGCUGGACGACGAGGACCCGGACCCGGAGCGGCAGGCCAGUGAAACGGAAACGGUUCAGCGCGCAUGCUCCUCUCCGUUACACACCGAGAGCGAGAGUCAUCAUCAGCGUCAUCGAGUAGCGAAGUUGUCACAUUCCGAUGGUGAUGGUGGUUCCGUGCGGGAAAUCGACGAAACGUCACCUGAGGAGCCACCUGAGUGGGGGGCCGAUGGGGGCCGGAACUGCUGGGAGCUGGUGGAUGUUUGUGUUCCGGACGCAUGCGCCGGAACCGAAUCGAUCAACGCGUGGCGAAGGGACCAGCACUACUACCAGCAUCUGGAGCAGCAGCAGCACCACCACGACCAUCACGGGGCCAAGCACGACGGCGAUGACGACAGCGCACGACGGCCAGAGUCGGUCGAACGCAGUAGCAGCAGCAGUCUGCUGCGAGGAUUAGAGUGCAUCAGUAGUGCCCGGUCGACGGUCGGGCACCACCAACAACAGCACCACAACGACGGCCAGGUAGCGGUGGGGGCCACUGGUAGUCGGACGCAACCGAAACGUGACAGCGAAGAGAAGGCGACCCAAGUGUGCGCGAAGAAUCCGGACCAUCGACGGGCCGCUGACGGAGUGACCUCGUUGUCGUCGGACAGUGAGAGUGAAAACUACUAUGGGACAUGCUCGCCCCCCCCGACGGUAGUGCGGUCCAGUCCCGGAUGCUGCUGCUGUCGUCCGCCACAGGACUCGGAUCGGGCGCUGCUCGUUGAGGUAACGCUCAGUGCCCACCUUUGUGUCCCAACGCCCGCUGCUGGUUCGCGGGAGCUCAGGGACAGUGCCACCAACACAACCCCGGAGCAUCGGCAACCGGAGGGUGGUGGCCAGGGCCAGGGUGCCAAGGACCCAUCGAGCGCGGACAGUGGCAUUAUCCUGCUCGACGACGAUGGUGACGAGUCGGGUGACGGUGCUGGCGCUGGUGUCGUGAAAGGACACACAGGCAGCUACUUCAGUGACGGUGCUGGUGGUGGUGAUGAAAAUCGUCCCCUUGCUGGGUGUGUGCGUGAGAACAGUGUGAGCGUACGGGAACAUUCCGUCGCUGCAGCAUCAUCGUCGUCCUCGUUCGAGGCGAGCCAACGUUUGCAGCGUCUCGAGGAGCGCUUCCGGGGGUUUGCGUCGCGAGCGGCCGGGUUAGGCGGUGGCCGUGGUGGCUCCCUGCCCUCGUUGCUAGCGGGCGACACCAACACACGCGCAGCCACCGACGUGACGCACACCAACAGCAGCAGCGUACCGACCACAGAGACAGGUGGACACCACGCAGCAGCAGCAUCAUCAUCAGCAUCCGGUGGAGGCAAGCCCGGAAGCAGUUGGCGGCAGUUGGUGCCGUCGAGGAAAACAUCCUCGCUCAACUGUUUACAGCCCGUGACUCGUGACGACAAGGAAGGCAAGGACGAGCACGAACGGAAGUGUUUUCCACUGCUGCCUAGUGGUCUGUCGGCAUCGUCGCUCCUGUCACUGUCCUGUCUGGACUUCGAGCGGCGCGAAGCUCGGAAACAGCAGCAAUCAACGGUCGACCGGAACGGUCGUCACGGUGUCGCCCCCUCUUCUGACGGUGGACUUUCGAAAGCCGUUUCGUUACCGUCGCUACCGUUCAGUGAGUCGUUUGACGGCCAGCAAGCGCAGCGCCACCGGCGGCCGGUAGAGGAACUGCGUUGUCUGCACGGGCAACGGACUGCCAACGACACGCCGGAAAGCAGCGGUGGUGGCAGUGGGGCCGAAUCGGACGAGAUCUGUACGAUCUUCCCCGGGGGACAACCGCGGGUCCUCGAUCCGUUGGAGUUUGUCGACGAGACGAUUCUCGUGACCGACGGUGGAUCAACCGACGCGGAGGACGACGACGAGCUCGAGGAGGACCUUACCUCCGAUAGUGGUGUUGGUGGUGGUGGUGGUGGUGGACCCGUGAGUGAGUUUGGGCGGCUCGAGAAGCUGCUGGCCGCGGAUCCGCACACGAACUGUGAGUUCGAUACGCGCCACCUCCAGGACUACGAGCCGGCCGUCUAUAGGAUCAAGUACUGCUACGAUGAGCUCGAGGAGGAGCUCGAGGAGGAGCUAGAGGAGGCUGUGCAGCGGCAGCAGCAGCUGUUGACAGGACGACGGCCUAGCGGGGCACCGUUCCCGGUGGGACCUCCACCAGCGGUACCGCCUCCGCCACCGAAGGUCAGUGUGUCAGUGAGUUCGGUGGGCCGUGAAGUAGGAAUCGCAGGAGGAGGAGAAGCAGGGUCACCGGGUGCCGAACGAGUGGCCAGUGUGAGUGUGCUCCAGUGUAACCGGGCCGGGGUCGGGUCCGAAGUGGGGGAAGUAGUGGUGGAUGAUACGAGUGAUACACCGCCUCCGACUCCACCGCCACCGCCGCCACCACCCAAGGGUCAGUCCCUGCGGAAGCGCACGGCGGAAGUGGUGGUCCGCGGUGUCGGAGUGUCCGGGGUGUGUGGUUGUGUGAUCGAAGCCGUGCCCUUCUACCGAUCGGAGGCAGCGGCCACCACGAUGCGGGAGACGGCGGGGGGUGCGGGGACCCUGCGGGGUCUGCUGAAGAAGCCGAACCGGCCGCCGCCGGUCCGCAAGAACCGGGUCGUGUUCGACGAGACGCGCAACGAGUUCUUCGAGGCGGACUACAUCAUCCUGAUCCGCGAGGACUGCCCGUACGACGAGGAGGACGAGGAGCCGUGCACCUGCGGUGAACACGAGCUCGUUCGAAUAUGUUGUGACGAAGGCUGCAACUGUGGCUACACCGACGAUGGCCGCACGCCACCGAGUCCGAAGUUUGCUCCCCCGAUCGAGUUUGUCGACCAGGCCACGCUGAGCCCCCCGGAGGGCUACAAAGACGGCAGUGGGCUGCUUGACAAUGCACUCGGCGGGGCACUCGGGGGACACGUCUUCGGCGCACAACAUAUUCAGCAGCUCCAGGUUAUCCAGCGGCUACAGCAGCAACGGGCUGCCAUGCUGGCAGCCAGGGCUGCUGCUGGCCAGCAGGGACAACAAACGGGCACCGCAGGCCAGGGCCAGACCGCCGGUCCACAGACCGCCGUCCCGGGUGGGCAAACGCCGCAAUCCCAACCGUCGUCGCAGCAGUCGCAACAGCAGCAACAGCAGCAACAGCAGCAGCAACAAACUGCAGUGUGCACCGAGUGUGCCGAAUGCGCCGAAUGUGCCGCCAAGCAGAUGCACGACGAGGAGUGUGACUCCCAGUGCUCGGACGAUAUGUCACCGAUGCUGGAGGCACCGUUGCCGCCCCACGCGACGCUCCCCAUCGCGCUGGUGCCGCUGGCCAAGGCGUCACCGGAACGGCGCGUGACGGCGAAGGAGAUUAUCGCCGGCGAAGAGCGGCCUAAAUUUCUCACCAUCAAACAGGUGCAGGACUCCAGCUCGCAAGAUGGCGGCGAUGGCAAGGGAGCAGGUGGUGGUGCUGAUGGUUCGGCGGCCACAAAGACGACGGCGGCUGCGAGCUCACAGCGCUACAUCGUCGAAACGAUCACAAUGACGACCGUGACCGAGCGACGGAUCGUCUCGAAAGGAACGCCGGCGGCGGCGGCGGCCACCGAUCCGACGCCCUCUGGCGUUGCUCCCCCCAACGCCACCACCACCACCACAACAACAAGCUCGUCCUCCUCAUCCACCACGCUUCCCACUAUCGUUCCAGCAGCAGGCAACGAGGGUGGCUCCACGGCGGUACCGCUGGCAACGGCGGCGGCGGCGGCAGCGGCGACGGCGGGUUCAGGUGGCCCCGGAGUGGGCAUGUCUUCCAUGGCUUCUGCCCAAGACUAUCGGCUUCUGCAGCAGCACCAACAGCAGCAACAGAAACAGCUGCUCCGUUCCAACUCCGAAACCUCGCAACAGUCAGCGUCGUCUGCGGCCGCGGCCGGAGCAGGUGCUCACUACGAGCUUGGGAAGCAUAGGCCGCUCAGCACGGCACAAGCCAUCAGCGGUAUCCUGAAGGGGGGUAAGCUGUGGAAAAACGAACAACAACACCAGCAGCAACAGCAACAGCAACAUCCGCAACACCAGCAACAGCAACCACAACAACCAUCGGCCGUUCAGGUGAGUUCCUCAAGCGCGCAGAACGACGACUCGACGAUGGUGACCUCGGACGAGGAGACGAGCUCGAAGCGCUCGGUACGGUUCAACGAGGAGUCCACGAUCCGGGAGGCGUGCUGUGACGGCGAGGUGCAGUCAGGGCUGGGCGAAGGGGAAGGAGGAACCUGUCGGGCCAUCAACUACAUGUCGGACACGCUCAAGCGUCACUCGUCCGGCUUGUUCCACAAUGCGCUCCGGCCCAACUCGGCGGUCCGCCAGCUGUUCCCGAGCAGUGCCAUCCAACCGCUACUCACGACGGCCAUUUCCGGUACGGGCGCAACACCGACGGCCACCACGGUUACGCUGGCCACCUGCAACACGCCAACAACGAUGGUGCCCGGCGCGGUCGCUGCGACCGCACCGAGUGCCCACGGUCCGACGGUCCUUACGCAGGAAGCGCUGAAAGCGUUCGACGACUCCAAGAAGACGCCGGCCAGUGCCGGUCUGGUCCAUCAGCACAGCCUGACGAGCAACUCCGGCAGCAUGACCAACAUCCCGAGCAGUGCUGCCGCUGCGUUGGCCGUGUCGGGCGCCACGGGUGCCGGUGAAACCGACACCAUUCGGCGGACGAUCGAACGAAACGCCCUGCGACGAUCCCUCAUCAAGUACGAACCAAAGAAAAAGAUCCCGGUGAAGGAUGUCACAUCGCUUGAGGAACGCAUCCGGCAGCUGACGUGUGACAUCGACGAUCCGAUCGACGAGUCCGGUGGCAGCGAUCAGGCCGGCGACGGAGGUGAGCUCGGGGAGAUGGAGCGCAGGGACAGUCCGGCGGGCGAGGAGAACCCACAGCAACCGAAGUACAUCCCGGACAAGAGCUUCUCGCCCAGUUCGUCGGCGUCGAGCUCGAGCAGCGGUUCGAACGGGUCGACCUACAAGAAGAUCACCGAUCUGUUCCACCGGGACCGGCGGCAGGAGAAGAUCCCGGAGGCGGACGAGAACCCGAUCGUUAUCAUCCCGCAGGACUGCCGUUGCCCGGCGGGUCCGGACAUUGGAAUGGGCGUUCAAAUACAGGGCGGACAUACGCAGAUCCACCAGCCACCGCAGCAGCGCGGGCUCGAUUCGCGGCGCCAGUUCCUGUCGACGCUGGCCCCGCUCACGGCGUGCGUGGCCGGCCAGCGGGACGACCUGUCGUACUACACGCUGGCCCACCCGGGCGACCGCAGCUCGAUGGCGAGCUCGCUGAGCACCGAGUACAGCAUAGGCGACAUCGAUGCGGCCCUGCACGACGACGACGGCAAGAAGGUGGCCCCGGAUGUGAUUGCCGGGACGCCCGGCCAGGAGUCGGACGAGCUGGCGGCCUUCGUGCAGCAGGAGGGCGCCCGUACGGAGCGGCUGAAGAAGCGGUACAGUGCGGAAACGUCCACCUCGGCGCCGGCCUCCGGUGCCGGGUCGGAUGACGACGAGCAGAACGACUACGGCUUCAACUCGCGGCCCUCGGUGCGAGGGAUCAAGCCACGGUUCGGUUCCACCAACGAAAUCCUGCAGCAGAUGCAGGCACAGCUGGCCGCACCGUCCAAUCCCGCCCAGGUUGGAAAAACGCCAACGUCAGCGGCGGGCGCCCAGCCGGGUCAGGGUGGGCCAAUCCAGUCGAACACGCUGCCGAGGCCACACACCGCUAGCAGCAUGCAUGUGGCCGCUGCCAAGCAGCAGAUCACGACCCAUCAGCACACGGCCUCCUGGAGCUACUACCCGGCCGUGGACCCUGCAACGGCCGCGAAGGGAGUCGCCCUUCAGCCGUCGUCGACCGGAGCGCAACCACCGGCCGUAGCGGCCACGACUCAGCCCGGUGCGGCCAACGCCCACCAGCCGGGCAACCUGCUGGCGGCUGUCGAUCCGCACGGUAACUACUACCACAUUCCGGUGCAGACGCGCCACAGUUACCACGGGCAGGAGGCAAUCUAUCAGAACUGCGCCAACUUGCCGCUCGGCAGUGCCGUGCAGGUGCAAUCGCACCAGAUCCACACGCAGCACCAGGCGGUCCACACGGCGCACCACAUCCACCAGAUGACGGACACGGCCGCGGCGUACGGCAAGUUUGCCCGAAGUCCGACGCGCCGUCCCGAGUCGCCGCCGCCGUUGCGCAACUACCACCAAACGAUGGUGCUCAUCCCGUACAACGCCGAAACGUACCACCGCUACACGGCCCAGGAGCAGGAGAACUACCGGCGGCAGCACAACAUCGUCGAGUACCAGCAGGUCACCCAGCAGACGAUCCGAGUGCCGGUCGGGUACCCGUUGCCGGGGAUGCAGCUGCACGUGGUGGCGGCCGGAGCCCGGGCCGCCGGACUUCCGCCGCACUACUCGACGCUGCCCCGGCUAGGCACCAACACGGCCCCGGUCAGCGUGGCCACCGGCACGACGGCGGCAGGACCUCCGGCAGCACCGGCUAGCGCUGUCUCAGCGCCGCCACCACCCCAAGGGAAACCUCCCGCUUACUCACAGUACCCGCAGGACGGCAAGCCGGGCGUGGUCAAAUUUACCGAACGGGGUGCUCCCGAGGGUGCGGCCAGUGUGCAGCAGCAGUCCGAUGUGGCCUGCAACCUGCUGUCACCGACCGGGCAAGGUCACGGUCCUCCGGGAACCUCGGUGGCCGCCGCCAGUAGCUCGGCGACGACCACCGCGGGCACCACUAGCGGUGGGGGCCAGGCCGGAGCCGUCGUAUCGGCGGCCAACGCCAUCAUGACGUCCAGCAGUGCGCCGAUGCCGAGUGCCCAGGCCACUGGCCAGCAGCCACAACAGGGUGCGGUGUUCUACGCCAUGAACGUUUGA
Messenger RNA from Anopheles cruzii, 7686 nucleotides. RefSeq lists its product as uncharacterized. Gene Ontology annotation, biological process: actin cytoskeleton organization. Lineage: Eukaryota; Metazoa; Arthropoda; Insecta; Diptera; Culicidae. Gene Ontology annotation, cellular component: cytoplasm. Bases 1 to 7686 code for a protein of 2561 amino acids. The transcript is spliced from 11 exons. The record is from RefSeq and is a predicted model, not a curated record.